GGGUUGCCUCUCUGUCCCGCCGCCCGGGAGCGCUGCGGGCGGGCCUCGAGCGAGGUGCGGUGGGGGCCGGGCGGCGGGGCUGCAACGCUCACCGCGUCGCCCUCCGCAUGGAGCCCCCGGGCCUCGGGCAGCCGUGGGAGGCGGCGCUGGGAGCCGAGCUCUCCAGCGACGGCUCGUCCGGCAGCAGCCUGUUCAGAACGCAGCGCCCCGGCCUCUGCCCGGCGCGGUCGCCCAGCAGCUCCGCGAGGAAGCAGGCGGAGGCGGCGGACUCGUCCAGCGACGGCUCGGGGUCGCCGCGGCCCCGGACGCUCAGGGCGCUGCUCGAGCGGCUCCGGAGGAGGCGGAGGCGCAGGCGGAGGCGCAGGCGCAGGCCGACGGGGAGGCCCCGGGGGAGACCGGCGGGGACGAAGAGCAGCCGGGCGUCCAGGAUACAGAAGAGGCAGAUCCGCGACAAGAGCGCCGGCGACCCCUAUGAGGAGGCGGAGAGCGGGAAGAGCCCUUGGCGGAAGAUCCUGGCCUUCGAGCAAGCAGUAUCAAGAGGAUUUUUCAACUAUCUCGAAAAAUUGAAAUAUGAGCACCAUCUCAAGGAAUCUUUGAAGCAAAUGGAUGUUGGUGAAGACUUAGAAAAGGAAGAUCUUGAUAGUCGGAGAUACAAGUACCUGGAUGAUGAUGAUUCUCUCUCUCCUAUUGAGUCAGGAACAGAAGAUGUAAAUAAUCUUGAAAAUGAUGGGUGUGACAUCAAACCGGUGGAGGAGAGUCACUUCAUAAUAAGAUCUGAAUUACCAAGGAAGACAGAAGUGUAUCUGGAGCAAGAGUGUGUGGGAGGGGAACCAGCUCUGUCUAAAAAGAGAGCAUCAAAAUUGAAAACAUUGAGAAGAGAAUCUUCUAAGAAAAUGGGAAUGUAAACUCAGGCUUUUAUCUUAAGAACAAUGACUCAAGCUAAAGGUGGCCACCUGCCCAUUGUCUGCACUGCUGCCUUCAGGAAUGAAUAUGAUUACUUGUGGUUUGAGGACAUCUUAAAUGAAGCACACAGGUCUACCCAACCUGAAAAGUGACUCUUAAUUGCUUGAGUGUGCUGGAUUCCCUAGCAGUUCAGGUAGUUUUCAGAUGUCUGCAGAACGUUCCCAAAACAAAUCUUAACAACUUCUCAACUACGGUAAGUUAAUUUAAAAUGCUUUCAUCAAACAAUUGUUGCACAUAGGUCAUUACCAAGGCUUUUAGAAUGCGGUUUCUCAUUUGCUGUGGACAUGACCUUAAAAAAUGCCCACUAGGUUUGUUCUCUGCUACAUUGGUAGCAUUCAGCCUUGUGGGAACAUCUUGUGUUAGUGCUGAUGGAAACAGUCAAGUAUAGCCAAGUUUGUGUGUGCUCUUUAUUGUGUGUACUGGAUUCAUUGCUAAUGGUUCUUCAGGUUUAGAGAUGGAAGUGUACUACCUCGUUAUCCCUGUUCCAGAGUGGACACAACCCAAACUGGAAAACACUGAAAGCUGAAGGUAUGUACACAUUAGUAACGUGUGUCUAUAGGUCAUUUCAAAGAGAGCUUUUUGGAUUAAACCAGGAGCUCUUAACGCUGUGACCAAAGAUGAAGUUCUCCCUGAGAUGUGAUCAGCACUGAGUAGUG
This is a messenger RNA of Erinaceus europaeus (western European hedgehog), 1619 nucleotides long. RefSeq names its product TATA-box binding protein associated factor, RNA polymerase I subunit D (gene TAF1D). Lineage: Eukaryota; Metazoa; Chordata; Mammalia; Eulipotyphla; Erinaceidae. Gene Ontology annotation, biological process: regulation of DNA-templated transcription. Gene Ontology annotation, cellular component: nucleoplasm; nucleus; RNA polymerase transcription factor SL1 complex. The record is from RefSeq and is a predicted model, not a curated record. Bases 108 to 905 code for a protein of 265 amino acids. The transcript is spliced from 11 exons.